Dentiscutata erythropus is the source of this 452-nucleotide messenger RNA. The record is from the annotation of a GenBank genome assembly. Lineage: Eukaryota; Fungi; Glomeromycota; Glomeromycetes; Diversisporales; Gigasporaceae.
AAAGUUGUUAUGAUGAAAUUAUUACGUUAUCACCUUUAUCACCUUUGUUAAGCAGUUGGCACGAUCUUGAUAAUUUAUGGGCAGGUACCUUUCUAAAAGCAGCAAAAAAUUUCUUGGACACAAAUACCUUUGUUACUCUGAAGGAAAAAGUUGAGUCAGAACGUGUUGGGAACGGUUUAAAGGGGUAUUGGAAAAAGCUUAUCAAAAACCGUAAAGAUAAAGAAAAUCUCGCACCAUCUACUAUUACAGGCAAUUAUAACAAAGAAAAAAAUGAAUUUUCUGGUAUUGACGCGGACAAAUUAAAACUUUGGAAAGUAGAAAUACCGGAUGAGGAUGAAAAUAUGAUAAAUGGCCUUACUUUCCAUGAUCAUGAUACUGUAUAUUAUUGCCAACUAGACGAAUAUGUAAAUACUUUAAUGAACCUCGAGAGGAACAUAUUCAUAUCAUCAUAG